Molecule: messenger RNA, 693 nt
Organism: Mesorhabditis belari
Lineage: Eukaryota; Metazoa; Nematoda; Chromadorea; Rhabditida; Rhabditidae
Source: the annotation of a GenBank genome assembly
AUGUGCCCAAAAUUGUUCUUAAUCUUCUCUCUAAUUUCUCUCGUUGCUGCAAGUCGCGCCGAAAAUCAGCUUUAUCGAGAUCUUCAAAAAGAAUAUUCAAAACUUGUGAGGCCGGUGAAAAAUGAUUCGGAAGCUGUACGAGUCGAGAUGAAAGUUUUUCUUCAACAAAUUGUUUCGGUUGACGGAAAAAAUCAGAUAAUCGAAUUGAAUGCUUGGCUUAAAUUUGUUUGGAUUGAUUAUCGUUUAUCGUGGAAUCCUACCAAAUAUGAAAAUAUCAAAAGCGUUCGAUUUGCGGGCGGAGAAAAUCAAAUUUGGAGACCCGAUAUUUUGCUUUAUAACAGUGCCAAUGAAGAUUUCGACGCCACUUUCAAAUCAAAUGAAGUUGUUUAUAAUACGGGGGAAGUGAAUUGGGUUCCACCCGGGAUUUUCAGGGCUAGUUGCAAGAUGGAUAUCACUUAUUUUCCAUUCGAUGAACAGAUUUGUUUUUUGAAAUUCGGUUCGUGGACUUAUAAUGGAAAUGCUUUGGAUCUACAGAUCCACAUGCCCGAUGAUGAGCCUGCUGAAAUGGAUCUUUCCACGUAUAUUCCAAGUGGCGAAUGGAAACUUUUAAGUGCUCCGGCUAUUCGUGAAGUUACAUGGAAUACUUGUUGUCCUGAGCCUUAUCCAACUGUCACAUUCUACAUGCAUAUGAGU